AUUAGUUGCAUACAUGAAACUAGGCGAUGAGAUGAGGUAGAGCGGGAGGCUUCCCUGAUCUGCCUUUUCUGACUCUUAUCUUGGGUGGAUCUGAGCACCGGAGCCGGAGGGAUGACGGCUGGAGAGGGGCGGCAGCCGACCCUGAAGGAGAGGGAGAACAACAAGCGGCGGGAGCGGCGGCGGCGGGCGAUGGCUGCCAAGAUCUUCUCUGGGUUGCGGUCGAUGGGGAACUACAAGCUUCCCAAGCACUGCGACAACAACGAGGUACUCAAGGCCUUGUGCCGCGAGGCGGGGUGGAUCGUCGAGGAGGACGGCACCACCUACCGGAAGCAGGGAUGCAAGCCACCAACACCGCCUCCAGAAUUUGCCGGUGCAUCUUCAGGCAUAAGUCCUUGCUCCUCCCCGCUGUUGAGCCCAAUCUUGUCAUCUUUCCCUAGUCCUGUCCCUUCGUACCAUACAAGCCCCUUGACAUCAUCUUUCCCAAGCCCUAGCCGCAACGAUAACGUCCACAACCCCAGUGUCAAUCCCUCUUCUCUACUUCCUUUUCUGCAGAACCUUACAAGCCUUCCUCCACUUCGCAUCUCUAAUAGUGCCCCAGUGACCCCGCCACCAUCUUCACCUUCAGCUUCUCAUCCACCUAAGCUCAGGAAUCUAGAUAACACAUUCUGCUACUCUCUUUAUGCUAUUUCAGCUCCUUCUAGCCCUAUCAGAGGCCACCAACAAGGGCAGCCCAUGACAAUACCUGAAUGUGACGAGUCUGAUGCUUCAACCGUCGACUCUGGCCAGGAGGGGGCUGGUUCCCAUAUGGCGGUCCCUGGGUCGCCCACUUUCAACCUUGUUAAGACCUUUGUUGCGGCAAAGGGGACUGCAAUAGGCACAUCAUUAGGGGUGCCAGAGAAGGGCCGAAGCAUGGAGUUUGAAUUUGAAAACAGAUGGGUAAAGCCAUGGGAGGGAGAGAGGAUUCAUGAUGUUGGACCUGAUGAUAUUCAGCUCACUUUGGGAGUUGGAGGUACAACCCCCAAGCUAAACGUCACAUCUUGAAACGUUACUUUAGUACUCUAGCAUCGGUUUUCCGAGUUCAUUUGAGAUUAAAUUCCUGGGGUAUUAUCAAUAUGGUCCUGUCCCCCCACUUAUUGAUUUAAUCCUCAUUUACGUAGCUCUUCAUGCUGAUCAUUUGGAGGGAAAAUGAUUAUCUAUCUGUCACAAUUGUGCUUGGAUAUUUGGGUACCCAUUGAUUGUCUAUUAUCUGUCACAAUUGUGCCUGGAUAUUUGGGCACCUGAUUUCACUUUGGUAUUUGAAUUGUAACAGCUUGUGAGGACAUGCAUCUAUAUAUCGGUAAAUACUAGUUGGGAUA
Molecule: messenger RNA, 1355 nt
Organism: Zingiber officinale
Lineage: Eukaryota; Viridiplantae; Streptophyta; Magnoliopsida; Zingiberales; Zingiberaceae
Product: protein BZR1 homolog 1-like
Exons: 2
Coding region: 112-1041 (309 amino acids)
Biological process (GO): DNA-templated transcription; brassinosteroid mediated signaling pathway
Molecular function (GO): DNA-binding transcription factor activity
Source: RefSeq, a predicted model, not a curated record